Messenger RNA from Entrophospora sp. SA101, 663 nucleotides. NCBI's taxonomy places the organism in Eukaryota, Fungi, Glomeromycota, Glomeromycetes, Entrophosporales, Entrophosporaceae. The record is from the annotation of a GenBank genome assembly.
AUGAGAAGAGACGUGCAGGCGAUCUUUCGUAAAACACCUCAUAGUAAACAAGUAAUGAUGUUUAGUGCCACUUUAAGUAAAGAAAUUCGACCAGUAUGUAAAAAGUUUAUGCAAAAUCCGUUAGAAAUUUAUGUUGAUGAUGAAACCAAACUUACAUUACAUGGUCUUCAACAAUAUUACAUUAAACUAACAGAGGCUGCUAAAAACCGGCAAUUGAAUGAUCUUUUAGAUACACUUGAAUUCAAUCAAGUAUGUAUCUUUGUUAAAUCGGUUCAACGUGCCAAUGAAUUAAAUAGACUUUUAUGUGACUGCAAUUUCCCGAGCAUUUGUAUCCAUGGUUCCAUGAAACAAGAAGAAAGGAUUGCAAGAUACAAAUCUUUUAAAGAUUUUCAAAAAAGGAUCAUGGUUGCUACAGAUGUGUUUGGACGAGGAAUUGACAUCGAACGGGUCAAUAUAGUUAUCAACUAUGAUAUGCCUGAUGGCCCUGACAGUUAUCUGCAUAGAGUUGGUCGUGCUGGACGUUUUGGUACCAAAGGAAUUGCAAUUACUUUUGUGGCUAAUCAAGAGGAUGCUGACACUUUAUUCAAAGUUCAAGAAAGAUUCGAGGUGAACAUAACUGAAAUGCCAGCUGAAGUUGAAAUAAAUGAUUACAUGGCCUCAUAA